Dujonia railenensis is the source of this 258-nucleotide messenger RNA. Lineage: Eukaryota; Fungi; Ascomycota; Pichiomycetes; Serinales; Debaryomycetaceae. The record is from the annotation of a GenBank genome assembly.
AUGGAUACUGCCUUCGCUGUUGGUAUUGUCGUUACGUAUUUCUUGACCAAGCCUGUGGCGAUUAGAAAAUUGCGGAACUGCAAGAAAAAAGGGCAGUUGCUUAUCACCUAUAUGCAGGAAGAGAGAACAGGAAGAAGGCACAAUGUUGGGGAAGACGGAAAGAAGAGAGGAACAGAAUGGCACAGCGGUGUAAGUUCAGGAAAAAAAGGUGAGCAAUUGUUCGAUGAGGACUUGAAUGGAGAAGAGUUGACGGGUUGA